CGGAGCGCUGAGGCAGCAGCGCCGCUCGCGCUUCACGACAGUCGGAAAUGUGAAAGCAAGCAAGAAGCAGCCUUUAUUUUUCCCCUCUCUCUCUGUCUCUCUCUCUCUGUCUCUCUCUCUCUCUUUCUGUCUUUUCUUUUUUCUUUUUCAUACACGUACACACACAGGCGGACGCUGCGAUCAAGUGGACACACACACACACACACACACACAUCAACACGUACAUUCAUAAACACACCGAUUCGUUACAGUCACACACACACACACACACACACACUUCCCAAAUUCGAGCACCAGAUAUGUAUUCUCCGCUAUGCCUAACACAGGAUGAAUUCCAUCCUUUCAUCGAAGCACUGCUGCCCCACGUGCGUGCAUUCGCCUACACUUGGUUUAACCUGCAGGCCCGCAAGCGAAAGUACUUCAAGAAGCACGAGAAGCGCAUGUCCAAGGAAGAGGAGCGCGCUGUGAAGGACGAGCUGCUGAGCGAGAAGCCUGAGGUCAAGCAGAAGUGGGCGUCCCGGCUGCUGGCCAAACUGCGUAAGGACAUCCGGCCUGAGUUCCGCGAGGAUUUUGUGCUCACCGUGACGGGGAAGAAGCCUCCGUGCUGCGUGCUCUCCAACCCCGACCAAAAAGGCAAGAUGAGGAGGAUCGACUGCCUGCGCCAGGCAGACAAAGUGUGGCGCUUGGACCUGGUAAUGGUGAUUUUAUUCAAAGGUAUUCCCCUCGAAAGUACUGAUGGAGAGAGGCUGGUUAAAUCACCGCAGUGCUCGAACCCAGGGUUGUGCGUGCAGCCGCAUCACAUAGGAGUUUCAGUUAAGGAGCUGGACCUGUACUUGGCCUACUUUGUACAUGCAGAAGCUGCGCAGUCUGAAAGUCCAAACCAGCCCAGUGAAGGGGACGUUAAGGAUCAGCCAGAAAAUGGACAUCUAGGCUUCCAGGACAGUUUCGUCACAUCAGGUGUCUUCACUGUCUCCGAACUUGUCCGAGUCUCACAGACCCCAAUUGCAGCAGGGACAGGACCCAACUUCUCACUGGCAGAUUUGGACAGCUCCUCUUACUACAGUAUGAGCCCAGGGGCUAUGAGACGCCCCUUACCCAGCACCUCUUCUAGCAGUUCUGCAAAGCGGAUUAAGUGUAUGGAGGAGGAGGUGGACAGUCCAGGCGAGGAGUCCUACUAUCCUGGUCAGGGACGAUCUCCAGGCAGCGGAAGCCAAGCCAGCAGCUGGCAUGAAGUAGAGCCAGGAGUGCCAUCGCCCACCACAUUAAAGAAGUCAGAGAAGUCUGGUUUCAGCAGCCCUGUGCCUUCGCAGACCUCCUCCCCCCGAACGGCAUUCACACACCAUCAUCGAGCAGUCAUUACAGGACCCAGAGCGAGUCCUCACGCUACGCCGUCAAGUCUUCAUUUCCCGACGUCUCCAAUCAUCCAGCAGCCCGGCUCCUACUUCUCCCACCCCGCCAUCCGUUACCACCCGCAGGAGACGCUCAAGGAGUUUGUCCAACUUGUCUGCCCUGACAGUGGUCAGCAAGCUGGACAGGUGGGCUUCCUGAACCCCAAUGGCAGCAGUCAAGGGAAAGUUCACAACCCAUUUUUGCCCACGCCCAUGUUGCCCCCACCGCCGCCCCCGCCCAUGGCGCGACCUGUGCCACUGCCUGUGCCAGACUCCAAACCUCCCUCCACCACAGCUGAGGGAGGGGGCACCUCGCCCACCUCGCCAACCUACUCCACACCAAGCACGUCCCCUGCCCAGCGCUUUGUCAGUGUAGGCCCCAGAGACCCCAGCUUUGUAAAUAUCCCUCAGCAGCCUCAGUGGUACCUGGGCUAAGGACUCCAGAUUCAGACCGGCCUCUCCCGAGCUCAAAUGCUUCUCCCUGCCUCCCCUGAAUGUGACCUUCAAAUGUGCCCACCGGAGUGAUGCGCCAGGAUCUGCCCGCCGCCCUCAACGCCCACAGACCCGCAGCAUGGCUACAGCAAAACCCAGAACAAAUCCAAACAAAUCAACUCAACACGCUUACAACAAACGUACUCAGUAUCUGUAUAUCCCAUAUAUAUUCCUUCAGAUGUAUGGUUUCUGUUCCUAUAUUGAUAUAAUGUAACUGUCCAGCUCUUCUCUCUUCAGGAGAUUAGGCUUGAAAAUGGAGAGAUCUGAUUUACUUGGAAACUUGCAUGAUUUUGUUUGUUUGACCAGAUAAGGAAAAUAUAAUGUGACACAAUCAAAGAGCUUCCUUCAGUCCAUGACUGUACCCAGUCUCGUUGAGAGCCGAAUAUCUUUAUCACUAAUUCCUGAAUUUGUUGCAGUUUCACGUAUUGGCUACGUGAUUUGAUCAUCCCAGACUGGCGCUCCCCGUGCUCCUCUCCCCCCGUGUUUGGCAGGAUCUGGCGGUUUUCGGGUAGAACCCUAGUUCUGCUUGUGGACUUCUUACAGAGGUUUUACUUGGAUCAGAUAUUCCACCAGCUAAAACCUCUCUCUUGACUCAAUAGUCUGUUCUGACCAGAACUGUUCAUCCAUAUCUUCACCGCCGAGACCUUCAGCGCCAUGCCCACGGCCCAACGGACUUCAUGUGCCGGGAAAUGGCAACUAUGAGAAGAUAUUCCCCUGGUUUGUGUCUCGGGGCAGGAAGUGAGAAGAUGGUGACGUUUGAUAUGAGCUCAGAAGGCUAUAAAAUGAAGAAUUAAUAUGGGAGAUUUUUUAAGAAAUUGUCUCCCAUCUCGGAGAUGCGUUCAUAUUUUUCCUUUUGUGUUUGAGUCAUUUCAGUUGUUUCUAAUACACCCCAUGUAAAGGUCUGCUAUUAGAGAGAACGGGCGGAUAGAAAGGCUGAGCUUCCAUUCAUUAACAACACGUAAGACGACCAUAAUUGGAGGCAAACGGAAUUUUGAAUGGAGGGAAGUGCAAUUUUGUUGGAAAGCUGUCAGAUUGUUAAAUAUCUUUUGUAAGAUAGAUCAUUGCAGCGAUUGUUGAAAAGUAUAUAUAUCUAUAUAUAUUUUUCUUCCUAGUCCAUUCACACCUCUGGGACUCUAAAAUAUCGGGGUAAAAAAAUAGAUCAAAUAGCCUAGUGAGAAAUAGAGGGAGCUGUACGUGCUUAUUAUUAUUUUUUUUAAUGUUUGUUCAUCUUUGUAAAUUUGUUCAUAUUGUAGAACAAAUAUCCCUUUAAGAAAAUUUAAACAAUCAAUUUUAAACAUUUUGACAACUUCAUAAAUGCAUUGACAUUAGACUGCUGUGCAAGUAUGUUUCCAAAAAGCUAAUUAACUUAUUUUAAUGAAGCACAUAAUAUAGGAGCAGGAGCUGUUCUUAAUUUCUCAUCAGGCAAACUCCAUUGUGUGUAACAUUCGAAAGAUUUGAUCAUAUCAGCAGCUUCAGAAAUGGUUGGUUAUGAGAGCUCUCAGAAUAGGAACACUAAU
Molecule: messenger RNA, 3397 nt
Organism: Neoarius graeffei (lesser salmon catfish)
Lineage: Eukaryota; Metazoa; Chordata; Actinopteri; Siluriformes; Ariidae
Gene: nfia
Product: nuclear factor I/A
Exons: 11
Coding region: 300-1823 (507 amino acids)
Biological process (GO): regulation of transcription by RNA polymerase II
Cellular component (GO): nucleus
Molecular function (GO): RNA polymerase II cis-regulatory region sequence-specific DNA binding; DNA-binding transcription factor activity, RNA polymerase II-specific
Source: RefSeq, a predicted model, not a curated record